Messenger RNA from Ichthyophthirius multifiliis, 483 nucleotides. Its product is annotated as n-acetyltransferase 5, putative. Gene Ontology annotation, cellular component: NatB complex. The transcript has 5 exons. Gene Ontology annotation, biological process: N-terminal peptidyl-methionine acetylation. Gene Ontology annotation, molecular function: protein-N-terminal amino-acid acetyltransferase activity. The record is from RefSeq and is a predicted model, not a curated record. Lineage: Eukaryota; Ciliophora; Oligohymenophorea; Hymenostomatida.
AUGGCUACAAUUAGACCUUUUUAGUUAUUUGAUUUAUUAGAAUACAAUAAUAUUAAUUUAGAUAUUUUGACAGAAACACAAAAUGGCACGAAUAUUGUAUAACUAUUAGGAAAAAUAGAAGGUGAUAAAGAUGAUUGUUAGAAAAAAACUUGGCAUGGACAUGUUACUGCUAUUACAGUAGCACCUGAUUCCAGAAGAUAGGGAAUUGCAAGAUUCUUAAUGGAUUAUUUAGAAUAAGUAACUGAAAAAUACAAUGGAUGGUUUGUAGAUUUGUUUGUUAGACCUUCUAAUAAUAUAGCAGUUGGAAUGUAUAAAGCUUUAGGUUACGAUAUUUAUUAAACAGUGAAUAAAUAUUAUAGUUCUUAAAAUGGUAAAUCAGAAGAUGGAUAUGAUAUGCGUAAAAGUAUGAAAAGAGAUAUUUAAAAAAUAACGAUGAAGCCUACAGGAAAGACUAUAUAACCAGAUUAACUUGAAUUUAAUUGA